This is a messenger RNA of Cataglyphis hispanica, 3138 nucleotides long. RefSeq names its product longitudinals lacking protein-like. Gene Ontology annotation, cellular component: nucleus. Gene Ontology annotation, molecular function: protein binding. Gene Ontology annotation, biological process: regulation of transcription by RNA polymerase II. Lineage: Eukaryota; Metazoa; Arthropoda; Insecta; Hymenoptera; Formicidae. The coding region runs from base 196 to 1794 and encodes 532 amino acids. The transcript is spliced from 7 exons. The record is from RefSeq and is a predicted model, not a curated record.
CCUAGCGCUAUCUUCCCGCAGAAACUCCAUCGAUCGAAAGCCGCGUAGCUCGGCCACGGCCAUUGUGUAAAAAGGACCCAUGACGCUCGGAUAGUGCGCGCUGAGGAGUGGACGCGUAGUUUCCCCAAGUUCGUCCUCUUGUGAUAUUUAGACUGUGCCAAUAUUUAGAAACGAGGAAACGAAGCCAGAACUACCAUGGAGGACGACCAGCAGUUCUGUUUAAGAUGGAACAACCAUCAAAGUACGCUCAUACAAAACUUCGACACACUCCUCGAAAGCGGAACGCUGGUCGACUGCACCUUGGCAGCGGAGGGGAAAACUCUCAAGGCUCACAAAGUAGUCCUCUCCGCGUGCAGUCCAUACUUUGAGUGCCUCCUCAGCGAACACUAUGACAAGCAUCCAGUCUUUAUACUCAAAGAUGUUAAAUUCAAGGAACUUAAGGCGAUGAUGGAUUAUAUGUAUAGAGGGGAAGUCAACAUUUCCCAAGACCAAUUGGCAGCACUCCUCAAAGCCGCUGAAUCUUUGCAAAUUAAGGGCCUUUCGGAAAGUAAAACUGCUGGCAGUAGUAAAGCAGAAUCCAGACCACAGAAAACCGUCUCACAACCGAUAGCACGCGUUUCACCAUCGUUAGACAUUCCACACGCGUCUUCUGGUCUAACGAUAGAAAAGAAUAAAGUUCCUAGGCAGAGUAUGGCACAAGGUCCUGUGGGGGAUAUACCAGAGGAUACGGCUAGUCCUCAAGGGCCGAAGAGGCUCUGCUCGAGAGAAGGCUCACAAAGUCCAACAACAAGAAAAAGAAAGAGGUUUCGAAGAGGGAGUUUGGGCGAAGAUAAUACGUUAGAGAUGCAAGAUGCAUCGAAUUCCAGUGAUAUGCCUCAACAAAUGGGUGUACCGGCGCUUGGAAUCACGCCCGUGGCAGACGAGAAAGUGCACGCAGACUCGACUGACUCUCUCGGCAGGUCAGCUUUGAUGACGCAAUUGACGAAACCCGCCGACGAGAUGUUACAGCUGCCACUCGAAAAGCCCGAGCCAAACGAUAGUCUCAUCGAGCCAAAGUCUGAAUACCUAGAGGAAUCUGAGGAGUGCGUCGAAGACCUGACGCUGGACGACGAUAUGAAUGAUCUAAAUGAUAUGGAACAGGACAACAAUCGAGCUGGACCGUCCCACGACCCCACCCAACACCCCGCAGGCCUUGGCGCGUGGCACGUUACUGGUGACAGAAGUAACGCGGGGGGUGUCGUGGACAUGUUGAGAGGAGGAGCGGCUACCGGGGCGACAGAUGAAAUAUUUGUGACACCUCAGGAGGCCACCGCACAACAGCAGCGCGACUCACAAGAUCCGCUUUACGGGCAAAUUCAUCAUCCGUCUUACGCACAUCCCGAGGUAAUGUCCGGAAGCGGCGUGGCCGCGGACGCUUAUCAGCGAGGGGACAACCUGGACGCGAUGAAAAAGGCGAAGGAGAAUUCUUAUCUCUACGUCGACUCGACUCGUCGUCAGGAAACCAACGUAGCGCCGAUCGCCGGGUCUCGCUGGCCGGAUAACGUAGUCGUGCAGGGCUCAAUCGCAAGAAAGAAGUUUCAUUGUCCUAGAUGCAAUAGCGGCUACACUAGAUUGUCCGACAUGAAGACGCACUGCCAGUUUCAAUGCGGCAAGGAACCGCGCUAUCAGUGUCCGUACUGCACGAAGAAAGCCAAAUUCUCGUCGAAUAUGUACGUGCACGUACGACGGAUGCACAAGGACAAGAAGCUGCAGAUCAUCGAUCUCUACAAACAGCUGUCGCGAGUUCGCUACUAAAAAUCGGCGGAUCAAUGACGGGGAAAGAGAGGGCACGAGUGAUAAAAUCAUCGAGAAAGCUUUAAAGCAAAAAUAUAUAUAAUUGGGAAAAAUAGUAAGACGAGUACAGUUUUCAAGAAGAUGUAAUCAAAUGAUAAAAAUUACAUACGUUGUUUAUUUGAGAUGUUAACGUUUAUUAUGACUGCGAUUUAUUUAUGAAAGUUGAUAAAAUUCAAUAUUCGUGAUUUUCCUCUCUGAGUAGCUUAUUCGUUUAAUUUGGUAAAUUUGCUAUUAAGUAAUAAUUGCGAAUCUUUACUAGUAACAAUUACAAAUCUUACAUCAAGCAGUGAUUUGCAGAUAAUUACAAUCAAUUUGAUCGUUUCGAACAUCAAAAAAUAUAUAUUUGAGAAAUAAAUUUUCUUCCGACUUCUUAAAGGAACUUUACUAAUGAGCUUUAUUAAUAACAUUAUUUGUUUUGCACAAGAUGCGUUUUCUACCAAAGAAGAGAAAAAUGUACGUUAGAUAUGUAGCAAUGAUAGGCACAGAACAAAUUCUCCGAGAGCAUUGUUCUUUGAAACAAUUAGCAUUCUUUAUAUACAUACAUGCAUAAUCCAUGUAAAAUAAUUACGUUUUGUAAGAUAUUAUAUUUUUUACUCUUUUGGUAUCCAUAAUUUAAUUUUUUGCACACAUACUACACACACGCACACAAAUAUAGGUGCAAUAUAUGAGCGUCUUCCAUAGCAAUUAUUUUUUAAUUCUUUUGUGAAUAAAUCUUUUUGAGACAAUAUUUGUUGUUUUAAAGAGUUAAAAAAAUGAUUGGAAAAACAGUAUUAUGUUAUAUGUAAAAAUUAAUUUCUGUAUUCUAUAAAAGAUUUAAUAUACAACAUAUCACACAGCCGAUUUUCUAUUAUCUUUAAUCAUGUUAUUCACUAUAUGUAUAUUUUUCAAUAUAAUUUCUAAUUGAAUAAAAUUUUAUUCAAUUAAUUUUUUAUUGUAUAUUUAAAUGAUAAUCACAUCAAGGUGACUAGUCCUGAAUUUUCAUUUUAUAACUUAUGGAUAGUAGUAUGUAUGAGUGUGUAUAUGCGCAUGCGUUCGUGUAUAUGCGUGAAAAAACGUUUAUGUCUUUAUUAACUUUGAAAAUAAAAAACUUCAAAAAUUUGUUAUUAAAACUUUUAAAUAAAGUUUUUUUCUUAAAGAUGCAUACUCAAUCUAAAAUAUUUCUAAACACAAUCUUCAAGAAAUCUUAAUUUAAGAAAUUUUUUUGUAAAUGUAAUUUCUUUAUAAAUUUGUGCCUGUUUUCAUAUGUACAUCCAACGAUGCAUUACAAUUAAGUGGGUAUAAACUUAAAAAAAAAAAAUGGAAAAA